Messenger RNA from Anoplophora glabripennis (Asian longhorned beetle), 1589 nucleotides. Its product is annotated as cytochrome P450 4c3-like. The transcript is spliced from 8 exons. The record is from RefSeq and is a predicted model, not a curated record. Lineage: Eukaryota; Metazoa; Arthropoda; Insecta; Coleoptera; Cerambycidae. Gene Ontology annotation, molecular function: iron ion binding; monooxygenase activity; heme binding. The coding region runs from base 17 to 1546 and encodes 509 amino acids.
GUGAUCGUUAAUCGUUAUGCUUUCAGUCGUUGAAGUUGUGACAGCGUUAGUGCUGGUGGGUGUAGCUUACUGGUGGUUAAGCUGGAAAAGGUACGAAAGAAAACUGAAAUGGAUACCGAAGGCCCCAGGGCACCCGAUAUUCGGGAAUGUUUUGGAGUUUGGAAAAUCCACAGAUACUCUGAGAGUGUUUUCCGGUUAUAUGAAGCAAUGCAAUGGGUUGUGUGCGGUAGAUCUAAUGGUGAAGAAGAUGGUAGUAAUAAGCGACUUGAAAUUUUUGGAGUUCCUUUUGACUUCAACCAAAAUUUUGGACAAGUCCAGGGAAUACGGAUUCCUACAUAGAUGGUUGGGAGAUGGACUGCUUACAGCAAAAGCUGCACGAUGGAGAAAGAGUAGGAAAAUAAUAACUCCCGCCUUCCAUUUCUCCAUCUUGGGGAAGUUCGUAUCUAUUUACGAAUCCAAUGCGGAUGUGAUGAUAAAAUUAUUGGAGAAAGAGGUUGGGAAAGAUUCGGUGGAUAUCUAUACAUACGUAACGCUGUGUACUUUGGAUAUAAUUUGUGAAACCUCAAUGGGAGUGAAGAUAAACGCACAGAUGAACAGACAGUCAGAUUACGUUUUCGCGGUCAAGGAGAUGUGCAGGAUAACCGUAGACCGAGGUUUUUCUCCCAUAAAGCAGUUAGAUAUACUGUAUCCGCUAACCAAAGAUUUUCACAAGGAGUUGAGAUAUGUCAAAACGUUACAUUCGCAUACCGAGUCUGUAAUUCGCGCAAGGAAGUUAGCAUUGCAAAAUAAUCAUUCCGAAAACGAUAUGCAAGCUGCAGAGAAACCGAAGAACAUUUACGAAGAAGAGCUGGGUGCCAAGAAGAAGGUCGCGUUUCUUGACUUGCUUUUACAGGCUAGGGUUGACGGACAACCUUUACCCGACUGGUAUAUCAGAGAAGAAGUCGAUACUCUUAUGUUUGAGGGACAUGAUACCACCGGUGCUGCUUUAAGCUUUGCCUUGUGUUGUUUGGCUGAAAAUCAGGAAGUUCAAGCCCGAGCCGUCGAAGAACAACGGACAAUAUUUGGGAAAGACACAAACCGACCUAUAACCUUCGACGAUAUUCAAGCAAUGAAAUACUUGGAAUUAGUCAUUAAAGAAACACUACGAAUAUAUCCGUCAGUGCCAUUUCAUGCAAGAAACACAGACAUGGACGUCGAAUACAAAGAUGGACAAAUCAUUCCAAAGGGAACCAGUUUGGUAGUUUAUGUCUACGGAGUCAACAAUAACCCAGAAGUUUUCCCCAAUCCAGAAAAGUUUAAUCCGAUGAGAUUCGAGAACAUGGAGAAGACAUCGCCAUUCGCUUAUCUGCCAUUCAGCGCUGGACCUCGUAAUUGUAUAGGGCAAAAGUUCGCGAUGCACGAGAUGAAGGUUGUGUUAUCCAAAGUAUUGAGGAAUUAUGAGUUGUUACCUGCCAUUCCCAAACAUGAAGUGCAGCUAGCUGCGGAGACUGUACUGAAGUCAGCAAAUGGCAUUAAAAUCAGACUAAAAUAUAGAAAUUUAAAUUAAUCUUCACUACAUUUAAUGUUAUAUCCAAAAUUUAUAACCGAAA